Symbiodinium necroappetens is the source of this 4941-nucleotide messenger RNA. NCBI's taxonomy places the organism in Eukaryota, Dinophyceae, Suessiales, Symbiodiniaceae. The record is from the annotation of a GenBank genome assembly.
AUGCUUGAAGGUGAAUUCUGCUGUGUCUUGGCCUUUGGCUGGUCUCGCAGAGAUCUUUUUAUCUGUCAGGCUGGUAAGCUCUACUGCCCGUGCAGAUGUGCUGGCAGCAUCAAGUGGAUUCACGAGGAAUGUCUGCAAGCUUGGCUGCGGAGCAAAGACGGCAAGACCGCUUGCGAGUUGUGUGGACAUUCCUUCGACUUCGUUCCGGUCUAUUCCAAGAAUGCACCGCAGCGCCUGACCGUCUCCGACUGGGUUGGAGCCUUCUGUUCGUCUUCCUAUCGCGUUGGUCAUCGCGUCCUGCGUGUUCUUUAUGCUGUUGGACUUUGGGGUUUCUUGCUUCCCAUCCUGACGAUCAUGGCCACACGCUCGAUCUUCGGGAGGCAACCCAGGCCCGCAUUCGGAUCAGCGUGGCAUGUUCUUGCGUUGACCUUCGACAUAUUGAUCGGGGAGUGCCUGUCUGUGGCAGGCAUAGCUUUCAUAUACUUGUUGUCCUUCCUUACUGCUGUGCGAAGUUCGCUGCCAGCAGAUGCAGCAUCUUCACAAAGUGAAGGUGCAGCACCUGCGCUUGUGGAUGUACAGCUUCAGCCAGUGCCCGGCGAGGAGACGACGACGGACUCUCACGAGUCCACUGUUUCAGUGGGAAUUCAGGUCGACACGCGGCAACGCCAGGAAGAGGUGGACCCGGAAGAGGAUCUGCUGAACAUCAUGGGCUUGCAGGGCAACCCUGUGCGCUCCUUGUUGAGUAUGCUGACCUUCCUGUGCGCCAACGUGGCGGGUAUCUACACUUUCUUGGGUUUGCCUUCCUACUUGGGUCGAUGGACUCUGGCUCGGGUGCUACCUUGGAUCCAGGCCGUGGCUCCAGACAUCGUUAUGCUGAUAUCGUGGUCUUCGGGUGACGAGAGCUCUCGCUCAAGAGGAGCGAGGUCUUCCGUGGAGCUUCCCUCUGCUGGGGUGAACGUCAUACUGGACCUCUUGGCCUUUCUGUUUGGGUAUGGUGUCCUGGCGUGUUGCAUGAUCGUUUUUGUGCUGGGGCUGCUGUUAGUUGGGGCCGUCACUGGGUGCGGCCAGAAUUCGCGCAGUUGGCAGGCCUGCCGGACCCUGGUGGUUGCUGCCAGAAGCCACCUCUGCGAGAGCAUCUUGCAAACAUGGCAGCGGAUUCAGCGCAUCGCAGUGGCCUUGCUGCAGCUUGUGGCCUUUCCUGCAUACGUUGGCCAUUUGGUGCUAUGCCUUCUCGCCGGACCUGUGCUUCACUUGUCACAGCAGGGGAGAGCCUCGCUGAUGAGUGCCAACCCGUUCAUCACCUUCGUGAUGCAGCUGUUCAUUGGCUAUGUGCACCUCUGGGGAUUCGCCUUCAUGGAGGGCUGUGUUGCCAAUGUCCUCAUGCCGGACGUUGUGCAGAGAGCUUCUCUGAACUUCUUUGUGAGUGCCAUCAACUGCCAUAGGCGCCUCUUCGGCACGAUGACAGAAGAGCUGGGCUUGUCCGAAGCCACGCCGCUGCCGCCACACUGGGCCACGCUGAAGCUUUCGCUCAUCCAUGUGGCCGUGCACACGCCUCUGGUCUUUGCGGUGUGGUACUUGCCGGCCUUCCUCCUCGACAGGCUUGUGGGAGAGGCGCUCUUUCCGAUGCUGCUGGUGGACCAGACAGGUGAUGUUAUCGAAGGGCUUCAUCGAAGAGAUCCCUUCUCCUUGUCUGGCCCUGUCGGUGUACCUGCUCGGCCCAGCAGCAAGGCAAAAAACGGCGGAAUGGCAGAAGGCCAGUCGCUCUUCGUGCUGGAGCUAAUGCAGCUCUACGUGCUGGUCCUGCAGUGCAUCCGAAUCCUCGAGACAUCGCCCGUAAUGACGCGACUCAUCUCGUCGGGGUUGCGAUGUUGGCUUCGUGCCAUCGGCUUCGGGCAUCUCUUGGUUGGUGAGUCGCCAGCACCGUCUCAGGUGCAGUCUGAAGCGGAUUGGUCGAACUGGGUGGCGAAACCCUGGAAAUUCCUUGGAGUUUCCGGGCUUGUUGUCGUCAUCUGCUGGUCAGUGAUGGCACUGGUCCUGGCUCUGCCCCUGGCUACCGGAAGGCUGAUCGUCGGAUUGAUCUUGUCCUCACAGGCAAAGCGGUUUUCGGAUUUCCUGCCGCUGAGCAUGGGGGUCGUGGUGGCGUCAGCUUGGAUUCUGGUGACCGUGAAGCUGGGUGAGGCACUGCCGCGAAUCCUAGAGCAAGCCUCGGCACUGAGGAGACACAGGUGCUUGCACAUCCUCGCCUGCCGAGUCAACGGUGCUGCAGCAGCUUUGAACUUUCUCCGCCGAGCAGAGGAUUGCCUUCAGCCGUAUAGAAGUGGCUCCCGUGCCUUCUUCUUCAAGAGCAAGUCUGAGGGACCCCUCCUGGGAAUCCAGGGCCUGGAUUCAGCCGAAGACUUUCCGGUCUUGGCAGCAGAUGUUGUCAAGCAGAGCCGACAAAAGCUGGAUGGUCUGGCGGCAUGCGGCCCGCUCGAAACUGUCUCGCUACUGGACGAUGUGUCGAAUGGCCUCUGUCAGAUAGCGGAUGCUGCUGAGCUGAUACGCAAUGUCCAUCCAGACGAGGCCUACAGUGUCAACGGUUCCGCUGCAGUCCAAGAGAUUGCCGGGUACAUGAGUGAGGUGAACCUCGACACGAAGGUCUACAAUUGCAUGAAAAACUCCGAAAAUUCCAAAGGCGUUGAAACUAUGCCGCUGGAAGCUUCCAAUGUGUUGCGUCACAUGCGUGUGUCGAUGGAGCACGAAGGCAUUCAUCUCGCGGAAGCUGAGAAGCAAGCAUGCAUGCAAAUGCUGGAUGCGGAGCAGCAGCUGUCUUUCGACAUAGUUCAUCGCCAGGAGCAGGUGCGUCAGCAGGUGUCUGCUGAGACUGAGGGAGCAUGGCUGUCGGUGUCAGCGCUGGACAGCCUAAACUUGCACCAGUGGCGACUUAAGCGCCAGAGUGCUCGCGGUGGCGAAGAGGUCCACAUUCCCCGUGAUACAUUUCUUGCUGAUAGGAUACUGAAAACCGUCCCGUGUGGCGAGACACGGCAAAGAAUGCACCAAGCGCAGCAGAGCCGGGACACGACCGGAGAGGAGAUGAUGCUGCAGCUACUCUCGGUGCGACAGCAGCUUGCGAAGAUACGUGGCUACGACACUUGGGCCCAUUAUGCACAAAGGGAAGCUCUUUUCGAGGGCCCGGAGAAGGUUCAAGAGUUCCUCGAAACGGCCUGGGACGCUUUGAGGCCCGGCUUCCUGACAGAGCUACAGCUUCUGGCGGAGGAGAAGCAAAGCAUCGGCCUUGGCGAUUCCUUGGAGCCCUGGGACGUACCGUUUCUCUUGCGGAGAUGCAAGCAGAGGCACCGAGAGGCCGAUGAGAUCUCAGAAUACCUGAGCUAUGGCUCCCUGAUGAAGGGCGUGGAGUUGGUGCUCUCUCGGCUACUGGGCUUAGCUUUCGUCCAAGAGGCUCCCGAUCCCGGCGAAGUCUGGCAUCCCUCGGUUCAAAAGUUUGCGCUCCGUGAAAAGGAGCGAACCAUUGGCAUCCUUUACUUGGACCCCUUCCCGCGUGCCGGCAAGAAGGUCCAAUCUGCGCAAUUUACCCUGCAGGGGUCAAAGGCAUUGCCAGAUGGACAACUUCAAGUCCCGAAGACUUGCCUGGUUUAUGCUCUGCCCCCUGGCUCGCAAAGCCUGUCUACGAGCUUUGCGGUCACCUUCAUGCACGAGAUUGGGCAUGCGGUCCACUCGUUGCUCUCCGAGACUCGUUUCCAGCACCUGUCCGGAACACGCGGCACGAUUGACUUCGUUGAGUUUCCGUCUCAUUUGUUCGAGCACUUCGUGCUGGAUCCAGACUGCCUGAGCAUGUAUGCCUCGCAUGCCAGCACAGGCUCCAAGCUGCCAGAGAACCUGCGAGCUGCGCACCGUUCUCGGCCCUUCGGGCAUUUCGAGGCGGUGCAGCAGCUGGUCUACGCGCUGGUGGACCAAGCGUUCUAUUCCUUCCAGCCGUCUGCGUCAUCGGAUCUACAGUCACAUCUGCACGGAAGGCUUGCGAGCUUCGAGCAGGGGCUGGACGGGCCCUGCAACGCGUCGCUGCUCGAGCUGCUGGGCCUGUCCACAGCGACGGCUCGCUUCGACCACCUGGUCCACUACGGCGGCUCCUACUACUGCUACCUCUUCAAUCGAGCUCUGUCGGCACACGUCUGGCAUCGAAGUUUUCGUCCAGACCCCUUCAAUCGCGAGACUGGCGAGCGCUUGCACAGUUUGCUGAGAGGAGGUUCAGUGGUGCAGACUUUGGGCGUCAUUCGGGACCUGUGUCCUGGUGACCCAGCUUAUGCUGCACAUGAAGUGCCACUGGAUGCGAUGAUGGCCGAGACCAUCGUGCUGCCGCUGGGUUUGGGAACCCUGCUGCUGAGGCUUAUGCUGCCCCUGAAAGUGCAAUCGGUUUUCCAGGUUCCCAUCAUCUUCCUGCUCACGGACUGCUGGAGCCUGGGUCUGGUCUUGACCAAGGUGAUCUGGCGCCUGGUACAAAGCGAUGUGAUACUGCACAAUCUGCAUCGGGAGAUCGAGGCUGUGUGGGAGGAGGCUCAAGGCUCUCUGACACACCUCUUCUUCAACUUGCGGGCCCACUGGCGUCUUUGGCGGAUGUUGGUGUUCCCCAUGCUGGAGGCUGUGGUGUUUCAUCUGGUGCUCCCCCGUACGGCUGUGCUCACCUUGCUGCAGUUCAUGGAGCCCGGUCAUGAGUACUUGAAAGCUGCGCUUCUCAUGUACUGCUACCACAUCGCCCUGACCCUGCGGAUAACGCUUUCAGCGUUUCCUCGGAUGAGACUCUGGCUCGGAGAGGUGCGCCAACAAAUUUUUGACAGCAAGUAUUUGAUUUCAACCGAGCUGCAGAACUACCACCGUAUCGAAGAUCUGUCAGAUUCGCAGGAGGAUGCAGCCGGGGACUCCCCUGGCUUGCCUGGCACAAGCUGA